AUGACAUCGAUUCCUGUGAGGCCCGAUAGGCCCCCUCCUCCGUGUCCCUCCUGGGUCUUCUCUGACAAGUCCGACACCCAUGUUGCCAAAGAUCGCUGUUGGUUUGGUAAAGACUACAUCCCCUUUACAUCCCAUUUCACAGAUAUAACCGGGGGCAGGGCGGAAGUCAUUGGGAUGGGAACCGUCGAUCUCGCCACCAUGAGCCCGCGGACCCAGACUGAUCCGGGUUCGCCUAGCAACCUCCGCUUGAAGAAUGUUCUGCAUGCCCCUGCAGCGCUCUGCAACAUCAUCGGAAAGCCCGUGACGGACGAUUACACUGUUAUACGCGGCUCCACUGACUCAGAUUACCCUGGUUUCAUUGUGAAGAACACUAAUGGUAAUAUCGUGGCCUACUUCAAGCCCAAGGAUCAAGGGCCCGAUCUGUACCAAGUCCAGCUUGGUGAGCCUCCAUUAGGCCAUGAGUUCGGGAUUUCGCCUUUGUGCCCUAACGGGAACUACCUGAUCCACGCCUUCUUUUCCCAGCGUGAACGGCACAGAUUUGUAAUCUUUAAAUUCUCUGGUCUGAUUCGAGCCUCAGGCGUUGAGUCAUUCACCCCGACCGAAAAUAAGUGGUUCAGGAAGAACCGCAUGUCUGAAAAGGCAAUUCGUGUUGCGUACGGGUUGGAUCCCAACAGGAAGGAACAUCAAGAGGAAUGCCGUGCCAUCAUGCGAAUUCUUAAGUGCCAAGCCGAAAAUGAACCGUUCUUACCCUACUAA
Penicillium mononematosum is the source of this 756-nucleotide messenger RNA. RefSeq lists its product as uncharacterized. The record is from RefSeq and is a predicted model, not a curated record. Lineage: Eukaryota; Fungi; Ascomycota; Eurotiomycetes; Eurotiales; Aspergillaceae. The coding region runs from base 1 to 756 and encodes 251 amino acids. The transcript is spliced from 2 exons.